Molecule: messenger RNA, 399 nt
Organism: Achroia grisella
Lineage: Eukaryota; Metazoa; Arthropoda; Insecta; Lepidoptera; Pyralidae
Product: longitudinals lacking protein, isoforms A/B/D/L-like
Exons: 1
Coding region: 1-399 (132 amino acids)
Biological process (GO): regulation of transcription by RNA polymerase II
Molecular function (GO): RNA polymerase II cis-regulatory region sequence-specific DNA binding; DNA-binding transcription factor activity
Source: RefSeq, a predicted model, not a curated record
AUGACCCGUCUCGGAAUUUCAGGGGGAGGCUGCGCGCCGGAAGACGUGUCUUUCACUAGAAUCGGGGGGCUGUCGUGGGAGCAGUGGUCGGCGCGCCUGGCGCUGCCGCUGGUGGCCGGGCUGCGCCCCCCGGCCGCGCUCGCAGCCCCCGCCCCGCCCGCGCCCGGGGAGCCCUCCUUCAACUGCCCCGACUGCGGCCGCCUCUACAAGCUCAAGUCCUCGCUGCGCAACCACCAGAAGUGGGAGUGCGGCAAGGAGCCGCAGUUCCAGUGCCCGUACUGCGUGUACCGCGCCAAGCAGAAGAUGCACAUCGCGCGCCACAUGGAGCGCAUGCACCGCGAGGUGCAGAUGAAGCCCGAGCACUAUCUCAAGCAGGACAAUGUCGACGCCUGCACAUAG